AUGAAGACCGAAAUCGGUCCCGAAUUGGCCGAUGAUCAGGCUUUGGCCCGGCUAGGUAAAAAGCAGGUCCUGAAGCGACGAUUCGGCUUUUAUUCCAUUGUCGGCUUUGCCAUGGCCGAGUUGAUCACGUGGGAAACGGUCCUUACACUUUUCUACGAAUCCUACGAGAAUGGUGGCUCCGCUGGUGCCAUCUAUGGCUAUAUAAUCGCCUGUCUUUCUACCCUAUCCACUUAUACCGUCAUUGCCGAGUUGGCUUCUAUGGCACCCAUUGCCGGUGGUCAGUAUUAUUGGGUUUAUAUGCUGGCCCCAAUGCGGUGGAAGAAAGUUUGCUCUUAUCUGAUUGGAUGGUUGACUUCAUUGGCAUGGAUUGCCACAAUUGCAACCGAGACUAUCUUCUUGGGUACCAUGAUUGAAGGGUUGGUCACCUUGAACUACCCGGACUUUGCUCAACAGCGAUGGCAGAAUACCCUAUUAGCCUGGGCUAGUGUGGCUGCGACAUUCUUCAUCAAUGUGGUCAUCCCAAGCAUCUUACCCCGGUUUGAGAUUGUUAUCCUCGUCCUUCAUUUGGCUGGUUUUAUCGGAGUCACUGCUACUUUACUCGCAAUGUCGCCGAAGAAAUCUGCUCAUUUUGUCUUCCAAACGACAUUGAAUGAAGGUGGUUGGCCUACUCAGGGCAUCUCAUUCUGUGUGGGCUUUAUCGGAAACAUUGCAACCUUUGUCGGUGCUGACGCUAGUGUUCACAUGGCCGAAGAAGUUGCCAACGCUGCGACUGUGAUUCCACAAGCGAUUAUCACUGGAAUGACGCUAAACAGUCUCCUCGGCUUUUCUAUGAUGCUCACAAUUUUGUUCUGCCUGGGCGACGUCAAGUCAGUCCUGGGUUCAUCAACAGGCUUCCCUUUCAUCCAACUCUUUUACAACAGCACCAAUUCCUACGCAGGGGCAUCGGUCUUGACUGCCCUUAUCAUGGUACUAACGAUGGCAUGCUCUACUGGUAUCACCGCCACCGCAUCUCGUAUGACCUGGUCCUUUGCCCGGGACCAGGGAUUCCCCUUCUCCCACUACCUGAAGAAGGUGAACAAGCGCACCCAAGUACCCCUCGUAUCUGUCUCCGUAGUCUGCGGAUUGGCCUGUGCCCUGACCCUCAUCUACAUCGGAUCCACCACUGCCUUCAACGACGUCAUUUCCUUGACCGUCACCGGAUUCUAUUGUACCUACUUCCUCCCCAGCGCCUUCCUGCUUUACCACCGGAUCAAAGGAAAUGUUCUCCCCCAUGGCACCAUGCUUGACGGAAGCCACCCCGAUGCAGCCACUAGCGCCCCUGCCAGUACCAAGGAAAAGCCCGCCUUUGUGCAACCCAAAGAACCCGGCGAGGAAGACCAUCUCCCUAUCUCUAGCCUAGGCAGCCCCGAACGCAACAUUGUGAAUGAAGACAAGCGCCCAUUGGAGUUUGAGAUUGCCCAGGCCCCCCUUAUCUGGGGCCCGUGGAAAGUCCCCGGUAUUCUGGGAACCAUAAACAAUGCGUAUGCUUGUGUGUACAUGCUCUUUGUCGUGUUCUGGAGUGUCUGGCCUCCACAGACACCCGUUGACUACACGACUAUGAACUACAGUAUAGUUGUUACCGCCGGUGUUUUGGUCCUAAGUGGUAUCUGGUAUCUUGUCCGUGCGCGCAAGGAAUACAAGGGCCCCCUUAUCGACGAAGAAGUUGCGGAGAUUAUGCACCUCACACCAGGAGCGGUGAGAUCGCAAUGA
Molecule: messenger RNA, 1749 nt
Organism: Penicillium verhagenii
Lineage: Eukaryota; Fungi; Ascomycota; Eurotiomycetes; Eurotiales; Aspergillaceae
Exons: 1
Coding region: 1-1749 (582 amino acids)
Biological process (GO): transmembrane transport
Cellular component (GO): membrane
Molecular function (GO): transmembrane transporter activity
Source: RefSeq, a predicted model, not a curated record